UAUGUUUCGAAUCUCUUCUGAACACCUCCAUCUUUUUUGGACUAUUUUCGCUUGUUCUCUUUCUCCGCCGACGCGGUUUAAUUAGCAGUAAAUUCGGGCUUUAGGAAAAGGUGAAAGCGGCUUGGUGUACUUCGUGCUCAGCGCAUUUCCGCCCUCAUUUACUCAGCUCGCUCCCUGCAGGUGAUUUCCUAUUAAAGGAGCCAUCCGUGUCGAAACAGCACAAAGACCACGGGUGAGGAGGAGAGGAAGCUCCAAUUUAUUCACAUAAUCACUGCUUCUGAGCUGCCUCCUCAAAUACGGAUAUUGAUGACAUGAGGAGAAUGCACAAAUUAAAUACUCCUUCAUGGAACCCUUUUUUAAGCAUUUACCAAAAAAAAAAAAAAAAAAAAACGAUAUUCUUUGUUAACUCUAAAAUAAACUCAAUUUCACUCCAGUUAUAUGCGUAAACUGUCUACAUAUAGGCUACAUGAUUCCCAGGAUAUUAAUUAACAAUAUAUCCUACAAUAGAUAUAUUUCAUUCCGGACAUUUCAAUAUAAUUAAUCAACGAUGUCCUUAAACCAUUUUUUUCGGUUUGUUAACGAAAUAAUUUGACUUCUUUAUUUGACUUCUUUCCUGUAUAGAUUUUUGUUGUUUGUUGGGGUUUGUAAACAACCUAUCUUCAUUUCUUUUUAAGGGACUACAUAUAUCUGAGUACAUAUACACAUACGCCAUAUAGCUACGCUCUCUUUAACAGGGAAAAGCUGUUAUUUGUAAAUAAGCCUGAGAAUUAUUGAAAUUGGUUUUAAAUUAAUAUUAAAUAUAUUAAAUUAAUAGUUUUCAUAAAUAAGCAACCCUUUUUUUCUUUUAUUUUUCAUUCUUUCUGUCUUUCUUUUUUUCUUUCCCUUUUUUUUUUUUUUUUUUUUUUGUUGUUGUUGUUGUUGUUGUUGAAAGAGCUGUUUGAAUAAGCUGCUCCUGAAACUUUAACAUUAAAACUGAUUGAAAGGUGAAAGGUCGUUUCUUGGAGUGUCAUUGUAAAUUUUCACUAGUAGGCUUGUUUAUACCUAUUUUUUUUUUUUUUUAAAUAUCCUAAAUACUCCUAUAUUUUUUUAACUCAUUGUUCCAUAUUGUAUUUGUAUUUGAGUUGUAUUUUUUUGUGUUUGAUUGAUUGUUUUUGUUGUAAAACGCUUUGAGAAUGCAACUUUUAUAUGUGCAAUACAAAAUAAAGAUAUUAUUAUUAUUGUUUUAUUGUUAUUAUUAUUAAUAUUAUUAUUAUUAAUGUUAUUAUUAUUAUUAUUAUUAUUAUUAUUAUUAUUAUUAAUAUUAUUAAAUAGGCAAGCCUAUUGCUGAAAAUGUUGGUAAGUUUUGAGCUAAGUAAAAUGACAGGGGUUAAUAUUAGCAUAGUGGCCUGUAGGCUAUUUUAAACACCCAAAUAUAUUUCACUACGUGUUCCAUGUUAUUAUCUGUAAGGGUCAAAGGUUAGCAUUUCUCCCAAAUCCACAUUUCACUUUAGCUGUCGAGAUGCGACUGUCCAAUAGGAACGCAGGCUCGAGCUCGAGCUGGCCAAUGAGAGCAGGGGCGGCAGCAAGACAACACGGGGGGCGGGGCUUUCCUGAGGCUCAACUAGGGAGUUUGGAAUAGUGCAUGGAAGCAAAUUAAGACACUCGCAUCCUUCCAGCAGAAAUCUGUGGAUAAAAUUCUCGCACCAUUUUUUUGCCCUCCUGCAUUUGCUGUGGAGUUCCCCGCUGUACCUGUACCUGUACCUGCACGAGACUGAGUCUGGAUAUUUCAUGUAGUGGAAUGGUACAUCCGGGAGCGAGAGAAAAUCAAAGUUUGGCUUGUGAUGCAAAGGUGAACAGGGACGUGAGCAUUUCAUUAUGGAUGUUAUUCCCGUAUGAAGAAAUGUCGGGUCCCGGUGGAUUUGGCGCUGAAUGAAGAAAAAAGCUGUUCAAUGCGGAUAAACCUCAGAAAACCUCAGAAAACCCCGCGCGCAUUUUAUUCGAUAUGAAAUCUCAGUGUCAUUUCCUUGCGCUUGUAAGACGCUCCGAGGUCGUUAGGCAUUUUUUUGGGAAACGUUGAGGAAUGUGUGCGACUGACGCGCUCCAUCUGAGUGAAGGCCAGCUCCAGGCUCUGUGUACCAGUGAUCUGAUGAUGGUCAAACUCCGCUGAAGUGAAAGCUUGUGUGUGUGUGUGUGUGUGUGUGUGUGUGUGUGUGUGUGUGUGAGUGAGUGAGUGAGUGUGUGUGAGUGAGUGAUUAUUUCUUUGCUCUUGGUUCCUGGAAGCGCGAUCCAAACACUGGCGGGGUGUCGAGCACCGUGCAGCUCUGAAGAUAAUGAAAGAGAAGUCGAAAAAUGCGGCCCGGACGCGGCGGGAGAAGGAGAACAGUGAGUUUUAUGAGCUGGCGAAGCUGCUGCCGCUUCCCUCCGCCAUCACAUCUCAGCUCGACAAAGCCUCCAUCAUCCGCCUGACCACCAGCUACCUGAAAAUGAGACUGGUGUUUCCCGAAGGUUUGGGGGAAUCAUGGGGUCACGUGAGCAGAGCCAGCUCUCUGGACAAUGUGGGCCGUGAGCUCGGAUCCCAUUUACUACAGACUUUGGACGGGUUUAUUUUCGUGGUCGCACCGGAUGGAAAGAUCAUGUACAUUUCGGAGACUGCUUCCGUGCAUUUAGGCCUGUCACAGGUAGAGCUGACGGGGAACAGUAUUUAUGAGUACAUCCACCCCGCUGAUCAUGAUGAGAUGACCGCAGUGCUCACCGCGCACCAGCCUUACCAUUCUCACUUCGUGCAGGAAUAUGAAAUGGAGCGCUCUUUCUUUUUGAGAAUGAAAUGCGUCCUUGCCAAAAGAAACGCAGGCUUGACGUGCGGCGGCUAUAAGGUGAUUCAUUGCAGUGGCUACCUAAAAAUCCGUCAGUACAGCUUAGACAUGUCUCUGUUCGAUGGCUGCUAUCAGAACGUGGGUCUGGUCGCCGUGGGUCACUCAUUACCCCCCAGUGCGGUGACUGAGAUCAAACUCCACAGCAACAUGUUCAUGUUCAGAGCCAGCCUGGACAUGAAGCUCAUCUUCCUUGACUCCAGGGUGGCGGAGCUUACUGGCUAUGAGCCACAGGAUUUAAUAGAGAAGACGCUUUACCAUCACGUCCACAGCUGUGACACCUUUCACCUACGCUGUGCACACCACUUGUUGUUGGUGAAGGGUCAGGUCACUACAAAGUACUACAGGUUUUUGGCUAAGGAAGGUGGCUGGGUAUGGGUGCAGAGCUAUGCAACCAUUGUACACAACAGCAGAUCCUCCAGACCUCACUGUAUUGUCAGUGUGAACUAUGUCCUCACGGAAACUGAGUAUAAAGGUCUUCAGCUGUCCUUAGACCAAGCGGCAUCCAACAAACCAUCGUUUACCUACAGUAGUCCCUCCAACCCGGUCAGCGACAGCAGGAAGGCGAGUAAAAGCAGGGUGUCCCGCACCAAACCCAAAACGCGCCUCUCUCCUUACCCACACUAUCCAGGCUUCCACACUGAGCGCUCCGAGUCUGAUCAGGACAGUAGUCCAUGGGGUGGGAGUCCUCUGACUGACUCUGCCUCCCCACAGCUAUUAGAGCAAAGUGAAAGCAUGGAUGCAUCCUGUGUGUACCGCCAGUUCCCAGAGCCCCGCCCUCUGUGCUACAGCCUGCCUCUGUCUGAGGAGCAUCACACAUCCAGCGAUCACCAAGGUCACAGUCAUUCACAGGCCUGCGAGCGUGGCCGCUGUGAGGCUGGCAGAUACUUCCUGGGUACUCCACAGUCUGGGCGUGAGGCGUGGUGGGGCGCCGCCCGAUCGCUCCUGCCUCUACCCAAGUCCCCACCUGAGAAUGGAGAUGGGUAUGAGUGUGCAAUGCCCCACAUCACCUCCAUCCACAGCCUACAUGUGAGAGGCCACUGGGAUGAGGACAGCAUGGUCAGCUCUCCAGAUGCUGGCUCAGCCAGUGACUCAGGCGACCGAUAUCGAAUUGAGCACUUCCGCUCGAGCCCACAGGAGCCCAGCAAGAUCGAGACUCUAAUCCGGGCCACGCAGCAGAUGAUAAAAGAGGAGGAGAGCCGGCUGCAGCUGAGGAAGAGUGGUACUGAACCAUCUCUUGGGCCCGCUAAUGGUCUAGCUAAGAGCACCAGCUCCUGCUUCAGUAAUGAGUUUGCCCAGUCAGCGCUUCAGGGAGUUGUGUGUCGGGGUUCAGCUCAGGUGAUCAGCCCCGCCCCCAGCCCCACCCCUCUGUCUCGCCUCAGCAGCCCCAACUCUGAGCGGUUGGCCAAAGCCAAAGAUUUCCUGCAGACUGAGAUUUCGUCUCCGCAGCAGCAACAGCUGGGCCUUGCGGGCUCCUGCGCCGUCUCUCCCACCCCCGCAGUCUACCCCUCUCAUCCACGCCAGUAUCUGGACAAACACACUGCCUACUCACUCAGCAGCUACACACUGGAGCACCUCUAUGAGGCAGACAGCUUCAGAGGAUACGCACUAGGCUGUGCAAGCUCCUCCCACUAUGACAUGACCUCUCACCUGCGCAUGCAAGCCGAGCAAACCACCAGCCAUAAAGGGACCUCCGUCAUCAUCUCCAAUGGCAGCUGACGCUCAGACCCUGACUAUGUCUCCCAAAAGAGACAAAACACUCAGUAGUUCAGUAGUGUCCUGUUCUGAGAGCUUUUAUGUUUAUAUUUGCAUUGCUUAGAAGGAUCCUAGACCUCAGUAUUAAGGUAACUCCAUUCAUGCAUUUAAAGUACCGAUGAUUCAGAGGAACAAUAUUUUGAAAAGUCACUAUUGUACAAGAGUAGCUAUUUAAGGAGGUUUUUAUGUCACAAACUACACUACAGUUUGGGAAAGGAAGUGACUGGUCAAGGAGAAAGACUAAUAUUAUAAACAGGGCUAUGUCCCAAUGAGGAAAAAGGCCAAAAUCAUAAUUAUUUAUGAAUACAAAUUGAGAUUAUCUUCACAAAAAUGUAAGUGCAUCAGUAUCAAUCAGUAUUUUUUAUGUUGUUUUUUUUUGUUUUUUUUUUACUUAUACAAUGGAUUGAAUGAUCUAAUUGUCUAUAAUGAUUAUGGUGAUUUGAGUGACAUUAGUCCCUUUUGAAUUUUUGUAUUUGAGUGCUCUCACACCCAUUUAUGUCCCAUUCAUUGUUUUCCACAAGCAAAUGAAUUAGUGUUUUAAAUAUAACCCACCUUCCAUGUAUGGAAAAAAAAAAAGAUGAGACAUUACAUUUUAUCAUUGUACAAAAAAGAAAUCUGACACAUCCAAAUCUAGCAGCAAUCAGACCUUAAAAAAAAGGUUUACAGUAAUGAAUUGGUUUUAAUUGGUGGGUUUCAUCACAAGUUUGUUUUAAUAGCUGCAAUAACGUCACUAUUUCUGAUAACAAUUGGAAGACAUGUUCGAGAAAUAUAUACAUUUUUGUUUCAGAUUCUAAAUACUGAAUUAAAUUGUAAUGGUUUGAUGUGUCAGAGUAUUUGUCUUAUAUAAACAUUUGACUUCAACAAGCAAAUAUUCCACCACUCUAGUACAAACCGAGCCAAACUGUGCUGUGGAAAUCAGUGAGGCGGUUUACUGCGAAUCAUAGCUGCAGUGAACUUCUGACUUUUUAGCAGUAUAGCUAAAUUAUCCCAAUUUUUCAAUUCUAUUGACCUUAGUUGAAUAUAUUUCACACACAUGGCAUGAUGGGGGAAAUGUUGUGGCUGCAGGCUGUAACUGGUAAAGCAGGAUGUGGAAUUCUUUAUGCGAUUGUGGACUGCGUGAAUGUGGUGUGAUGGAUGUGGAAGAAGGAGGUACAGUAAUAGGAGGUGGGAUAGGUCUGGUGGUUUGUGAUAUGAAACGCGGAUACAGACUGACAGGGACAGAGCUGUCUGAGCCUCAGCUCGUCCGUCUCCUCUGCUCUCAGGCUGCUUUCUGGCCGGGAGAAACUGGCUCUCUUUGAGACUGCAGUGUUUUCUUACAUUGAGGAAAAUCCUUCUCUAAAUUUAUUUAUGAUGUAAAUAAGCUAAAAUAUGUUUUGAUGCACAAGUGGCAAAUGUAUUUAUUAUGUGAAUGAAAAAAAAAAAAGUUUUCAUUUCGGAUUUAAAUAUAGUUCCAUUCAAACCAGAGUGUCCUCUUUAAUUUGUACCUCAGUCUUUUGAAUUAAUAUUGCCUAAAUGCCAUUUUCACACAAUUACAUUUACACACAAUUAUGUUUAUACACAGUUACAAUUAUCAAUUCA
This is a messenger RNA of Ictalurus furcatus (blue catfish), 6182 nucleotides long. RefSeq names its product SIM bHLH transcription factor 1a (gene sim1a). Gene Ontology annotation, molecular function: DNA-binding transcription factor activity, RNA polymerase II-specific; protein dimerization activity; RNA polymerase II transcription regulatory region sequence-specific DNA binding. The transcript is spliced from 12 exons. The record is from RefSeq and is a predicted model, not a curated record. The coding region runs from base 2310 to 4568 and encodes 752 amino acids. Lineage: Eukaryota; Metazoa; Chordata; Actinopteri; Siluriformes; Ictaluridae. Gene Ontology annotation, biological process: regulation of transcription by RNA polymerase II.